GUGCUGCAGGAGCAGCCCAGAGUUGUGGUUCCCACGGCCUCUUGGGCAGGCGCCAGUGCUGAGCUCAGAGUUUCCGUGCAGAGCAGCUCGUUCACACGCCAGAGGGUGGCCCUGGCCCCGAGAGUCCCGCUCCAGGGCAGGGCUGUGGGACUACAGGGGUUCUAGAGAGCCACCACUGCCCGCCCCACAUCUCCCCCCAGAGGACCUGGCUGUAAGGUGGAAGGACAGGAGCAGCCCCCUCCCUACAGGGGAAAGGUGGCACUUGUCCCUGUGGCCCUCUGUGAAGAAGGCUGUGCUAGCCUGCUGGCAAUCACAGCUCCCUGGGGACCAGCUGGGGUGGAGCAGAGCAGGGGGGAAGAGGCGGGGUACAGUCCCCAGCCAGGGUGGGUGGUACACCGAACCAAAACACAGCUCAGAGCUGCUCACAAACCCAAGCACAGCACUGUGGCACAGAGCGGCCAAGCCCCCUGGAGAGCCAUCGGCCACCGUGGGCAUCCCGAGCCUGCCUUUUCACUGGGCAUAAUGGCACCAGGCAGAAGGGACGCGUGCCGCGGGCGGGGGGCAGUGGGAACAUGUGCCACAGCCCAGGCUGCCCUCUGCAAGGCCACGGCCGGACACCGGCAGCUGGUGCUGCAGCUUGGGGGGAGCGGUGACAGCCCUCGGCUGCGUGAGGAGCGGCGCAGGAGGAGCGCAGAGGCCCGUGAGCUCAGCAUGGGGCUGCGGCGGACGCUGCUGGCGGGGCUGCGGCAGGGCCCGGCGAGCCCUGCGGAGAGGCAGGAGCUGGAGCGGCUCUGGGUGCUCUUCCUCUCUGCCCUGGAGCUCUUCCUGCAGGACCUGUACAGAGCCCAGCGCCUCUGCCAGCUCUUCUCCAUGCAAGGGGGUGGCGUUGCCCCGCUGCGCACUGGACUGGGGGGCUGGGGGCUGCCCAGCCGGCGAGGAGGGGGUCCCACACAGCCCCUGACCGCCCAGUGCUUGGAGGAGGAGAUCGAGCAGGUGAGGGCCACGCUGGCAGAGAUGGAGAGCAGAGCCAACAUACCACCAUGGACAGUGGAAGCCACAGAGACCACACUGCCAGCAGAGACAAGCGGCACCACACAGAGAGCAGCUUGGGGCGGCCCCUGUGCUGGGCACUGCUGUGGGGUGCUGUGAGCUAGGGGGGCAGGAGAUAGCAGCAAAGGUGACACCCCUGUCACAGAGCAGGAGACAGAGGUACCCCUAAAGUCCUCAACCCUGCCUUUGCAGGUGAUGGUGGGGGCUGCUCCCCCCCUGUACAUGGAAUGGAAUUGCUCCAUGCCCCCAAAUAUUGAUAAAGCAUCCAUUACCCCACAGGGAUCAGUAUCCCUUCCACCCUUCCUGCCCACACUUGCAGAGGGGCCUCUGGACACUCAGGGUGUGCUAGAGCUGCCACAGAAUCCCCUGCAGAAGUUAUAAACCUGCAUUUAUUUAUACAUUA
Taeniopygia guttata (zebra finch) is the source of this 1453-nucleotide messenger RNA. Its product is annotated as regulator of G-protein signaling 9-binding protein-like. The record is from RefSeq and is a predicted model, not a curated record. NCBI's taxonomy places the organism in Eukaryota, Metazoa, Chordata, Aves, Passeriformes, Estrildidae.